Trichoderma atroviride IMI 206040 is the source of this 1118-nucleotide messenger RNA. RefSeq lists its product as uncharacterized. The record is from RefSeq and is a predicted model, not a curated record. Lineage: Eukaryota; Fungi; Ascomycota; Sordariomycetes; Hypocreales; Hypocreaceae. Gene Ontology annotation, molecular function: catalytic activity.
AACACACCAGUAUAGGCACCAAUUGGUCGCCAUGGCGGACAUCUUUUCUCUCUUCACCUCUCUCCGGUAUGAUCCGGGUCUAUUAGAAGUUCCUUCCAAAGGCAUCGACUACGCCGGGUGGAAUGCCGCCAAUAAGUCGCCCUUUUACAUGCUCGACUAUCAUCGCGAUCGCAUGCUACGAGCAGCGACCCAUUGGAAGUGGGAUGAAGCCAUCAAUGUUCUCUCGGGCCAGAAAGGCUUGGACACCUUAACAAAGCUUGCCGGGGAAUUCAUUGGCCCAUCCCAGGAAACUGCGCUGCGCUUCAAAAUCCUCGUCAGUCGCGACGGCCUGGUGAGCUUUGAGAAGAACAACGUCGCUCCUGUUCCCACAGAAAAUCUGUUCCCCUUGCGAUUGCCACAACCUGGAGCUCCAUCCACCUCCGGAGAGGCCAAGAAAACCCCAUGCUGGACAGUGGCACCUGAUGAUCUCCAGACCACGGCAUCAGAGUACACGCAUUUCAAGACCACCAAGAGAGAAAUGUACGACUCUGCCCGCGAGAGGCUUGCAAUCGCUCCGACUGAUGAGCGAGAAGUAUUACUAGUCAACAAACACGACGGAUCCGUCAUGGAAGGUAGCUUAUUCACGCCGUAUUUCUGGAGAGAUGGACGAUGGGUCACUCCGCCCGUCCAUUUGAGCACUGGAAGUGGUGGCCAAGAUGGCGUAUCUCGACGGUGGGCCUUGGAAAGAGGAGUGGCUGUCGAGCAGGCUGUACCGGCAGACUCGCUCACAGACGGCGAAGAGUGCUGGAUCAGUAACGGCGUGAGAGGAUUCAUCGCGGCCGUUGUCCGGCUCCAGCAGUAAUUGGGCAUGGCCACGGUGCAACACAUCACCGAGUUCAAAAGGAGGAAGCUGAAGCGAAAUAGCUACCAGACGUGCUCUACGGGAUGGGUGCCAGCUGAUUCGCUCAGGAAGGGCAUCCAGGGUAUGGCGAUGCAUUAGUAGUGCCAUCAGGCUGCAUGUGUACGGCUAUAAUUGGACAUCCAUGAGCCCUAUAAAUCUAUACAGGCAAAUCACAGGGCCAAAAAAUGUUUGUCAUGCAGCUAAGAGAGAUUUCUCAAUCUCGGCUGCUGGUUUAGUU